UCAGAUAAAUGGACUUAAGGAUUUUGAAAUAAUUUUCAUCUUAUUUAAUCUUGACUCAUAUUUCAUGUAUAUUUCAAUUUUUUGAAAUCAAAUUUGAAGUUUGGAUACUUUCAUUAGUUUUACUGUUUUAUUUAAUAUCGGCAAACGAAUAUCUAUAAUUUAGGCAGGGUUGUUCGUUUUAAGAAAUAAAAUGGGUCUGAGAUUGAAAUCCUUGUUUUUAUUUCUGGUAACGUAUGUAACGUAUAUAACGUGUAAGGACUGUACUGUAAAUGACGAAUGCUCGUGUACAAUGGAUGAUGGCAGUGGUAAAGUGGACCUAACAAGUCUGGGAAAAUCCGACAAUACGCCAAUGUUUAAAGACGUAUUGUAUAGUGACGAGGGAUAUUAUUACUCGUACAAUCCGUGCGGAGGUUUCGAUGAAGGAGCUUGCUCUAACGCUGCGGUUUGUGUUUUAAAACAAGACAAGUCUCAUCAACAACAGAUUGGCGACGCCUCUAGAGCAGCUUUUAAAUGGGAUGAUGAUAGUGGCAAUGUCAUUGCAGCUUAUACGUCAGGCACUGGUAUUUUAAGGUUGUCAACAGUAAAUCUUGUAUGCGAUCAAACUGCGUGUACGCCAACAUUCCAGCCAGAAGGUGAGCAAGGAGCCGGGCAAUUUGAAAUGACGUUGACGACGAUAUGCGCAUGUCCGGGCAAGUGUGGUCCAAGCGGACCCAUAAAUUCUACCUGCAAUAGCGUUUCGGGUGGACUCAGCUCUAGAAGUAACAUCAACAUUAUCAUCAUGUUCCUUGUCCUCAUGCUUACCACCACAACCAACAAUAUUAUGACACUCACGUGUAUGUAAUAUAAGAACAAUUGUGAUUUUUUUGUAAUAUUAGAACAGUUAUGUUUGUGAUAUUAGAACAAUGGCAAAGAACCAUCUUGAAGAAGACAUUAAUGCAAUUCUUUUUUUAAAUGCAUUUUCUUGUUUUUGUACCUGUUUUAGAUAUAAACUAUUUUACACAGGGAUAAGGUUAUGACCAUAUAAUCAAUUCAAAAGCACCGACUUGAUAUUAAACUUUUAAGAAAAGAAAUAUACAAAACAACAUAAUAUACAAGUUCUAGUUAUAUAUUUUCAUUAAACAGUUUUCUGUAGUAGGUCCUUCAUGAACCUUCAAGACUUCUUUGACAAAAACAUUUCAUCACAUGGGGAGUGAAAUCGCGACGGCACCCAACUCGAAUGGACUUCUUUACGAUAGUUAUAUUUCAACAAUGAAUGAAUUCUGAAUAAACAUGCGAGGUGCACAAGUAACAGUGAAUUGCUUUUACAAUAUAAGUUCAAUAAACUCUUAUUUUUUGUUCUACUCCUUAUUAUCUUUGAUAAUAAUAAACAGGGAAACCGAUGUUUCCUUUUUCAUUUACUCCUUAUUGUCUUUUAUAUUUGUUUUAGAUAUGGCAACGGAUGUUUGAAUAAUUUGCACUGCACAUAUCUUUUCACAUCAGUGGUUAUAAUUAUAACUAUCUAGAUAUACAGCUA
Ruditapes philippinarum (Manila clam) is the source of this 1513-nucleotide messenger RNA. RefSeq lists its product as uncharacterized. Gene Ontology annotation, cellular component: trans-Golgi network. NCBI's taxonomy places the organism in Eukaryota, Metazoa, Mollusca, Bivalvia, Venerida, Veneridae. The record is from RefSeq and is a predicted model, not a curated record. The transcript is spliced from 5 exons. Bases 191 to 841 code for a protein of 216 amino acids.